UGUUUCACUAACGGAUUCGGAAAUGGAACAUAGAACGUUGAAGUAUACCACUGAAGAUGUUAGUGCUAACAGUAGCAGUGUAACGAAUUCAAAAUCAUCGAAUAAUCUCCUGGUGCAUUUCCAGAAUAUGGAGAAUUUACAGCAUCUCGUACAGACAAUUGAUGUCUACGAUAAUGUCACGAACAGCAAUUUACCGCCACCAGUUCGUAUUACUCCGUUUUCGGGAAUGAAACCUCAGGUCAGUAACUCUUUAUCAGUUGCUUUUUCAUUUUUUGUUGACCAAUUCUCACUCGUGAUGAAUAAAACCACUGCUACAAAUUAUUCGAUAUUAACGUAUUGCUGCUGCUGCAUAUAA
This is a messenger RNA of Anisakis simplex (herring worm), 355 nucleotides long. The record is from the annotation of a GenBank genome assembly. NCBI's taxonomy places the organism in Eukaryota, Metazoa, Nematoda, Chromadorea, Rhabditida, Anisakidae.